UCCUGCACUUGUAAGACAUGCAUAUGACAGAUCAGCAACAACUGGUAUUGCAAGAAAAGAAUUUCAAGAAACUGGAAUCUGGCCCUUCAAUCCACAGAUCUUUUCUUUGACUGACUUUGCACCAUCGAUGACAAGUGAUUGCACAGCACCAACUUAGCAGAAAAUAUCCAAUAAUCAACCAGGAAUGAUUGAAAAUCAACAGUCAACAUUAAAGCCUGUAAUUAAUGCAGUCACAACAGAAUUAACUGUAUUGUUUAAUAAUAAUGACUCUUUAUUGUUGCCAAAUGCUAGUAGUGAACCAAAAUGCAUUCAGUCGAACCUAGAUAUAAAUGUUGAUAGAACCCAAAUAGAUUUGAACCAAGUGCCCAAAACUGUAUCAUCUGAGAAUAUUCGGCCUCAUCCUAUUGCUUCUAGAGUUACAAAUAAUGCUAGCCGUAAGAGAAAUUGUAAGCAAGCCGAGGUGGCAACAAGUUUGCCUUUUAAAGCUGCUGUUCAAUUAGCUACACUCAAGAAACAAGAAAAAUUGAUAAAGCAAGAUUUGAAGAAAGUUUUUAAAGAAAAGAAGGAUCAGCUUAAAAUAACAGCUGAAAAUAAAGAUAGAAAGAAGAAGAAUGACAAAGGCAAAAAAAGAGUGAUAAAAAUAUCUGGCAAAGUUUGUGAAACUCAAGAAAUUUCAUGUUGGUAUUGUGAAAUUAUCUAUGGUGAUCCUAACGAUCCAUUGCUUGAUGAUGACUGA
This is a messenger RNA of Hydra vulgaris (swiftwater hydra), 736 nucleotides long. NCBI's taxonomy places the organism in Eukaryota, Metazoa, Cnidaria, Hydrozoa, Anthoathecata, Hydridae. The record is from RefSeq and is a predicted model, not a curated record.